Trametes versicolor FP-101664 SS1 is the source of this 6339-nucleotide messenger RNA. RefSeq lists its product as uncharacterized. NCBI's taxonomy places the organism in Eukaryota, Fungi, Basidiomycota, Agaricomycetes, Polyporales, Polyporaceae. The record is from RefSeq and is a predicted model, not a curated record. Gene Ontology annotation, cellular component: nuclear pore inner ring; nuclear pore. The transcript is spliced from 12 exons. Gene Ontology annotation, molecular function: structural constituent of nuclear pore. The coding region runs from base 1 to 6339 and encodes 2112 amino acids. Gene Ontology annotation, biological process: nuclear pore organization.
AUGGCGUCGGUUUCGCGUCUCCGCGCUAUCCUACAAUCCGCGUUCGGCUCUCGCGGUCUACCAAAUGGCGAACAGGAGUUCUUCGAGGAGCUCAUGGCCCACAAGCCACAACUUGUAAACCUGUGCGACAUUGGCGCGAGAAAUCCUCAGGAGCAACGCGAGCUUCAGACUGGGAAGAUAUUGAUCAAUGGACGCUCCGUGGCCGUGAACGCGGACUUUGCGCGACAAACCGAGUUCAUCUCCCAGCAGCUCGACUGUUCGGAACGCUAUGUCGCCGGCCUCCUACAACACGUUAUGACACACAACCCAAAUCUCACCUCAGAACAAACAAUCGAGGGUGUCAUCCUGGAGUACCAUACGCGCCGGCGCGAAACUGCAGAAUGCCUACGCAUCCUACUCGAGGCAGCGGAAAACGCAGAACGAGCAGACGCGCCACCGCUCUACCACCGUAUAAACCAGUUCGUCAGACAACAACUUCUCCAAGGCGGUGGGAGGACGGCAACGGGACUGUCACUUGCGAUGAAGAUCUUCCAGGAGAUUCACAACGUGGGGAACGCGCUCGCCAAGGCGCAGGCAGCGCGACAGAACGCACGCAGUGAGACAGUCGUCCCGAACCAAGAAGGGGUGAACGGGAGUCUGAGUGUUGACAUCCUGAAUGCACGCUGCGAUUCUCUGAACAACGAGCGGCGGACGCUAGCCCUUGCGUUGUUCUUCCUCGGACGAAUGGGUCUCCUCUCCUCCAAGGAAAUUCCAAAGAUCGUCGACUGGCUGAGUGCCAACGCCCGCCACCCAAUGGUGUGCUACCUCCUUCCCGUAGUCCUGGCGGCGUUCGACUCGGUGGACCCCAACUCACCAGGCGGUCAAGCGCGCAAGAAUUUCUUCGAAGAUGGAAGUCUUGUCCCAGAGAUGCAACGCAAGCUGGACCUGUCGAAGGAUUGGGCGGAGCCGGGGCUGAAGGCCACGGUGUUGCUCAAAUGGACGCUCUUCCUCACAACGAUGCGCCGCGCAGAUCCUUCGCUGGAGAAUACGGCAGGAUUCAAGUCGGACGAGCUGGAGACGCAGAUAUGGAACGCGGUCCAAGGAAACUGCUUCACCUAUCUGGCCCGCACGCUGACCCUCCAGAAGAGGCAAACCGGGUACCCAUCGACCUCAUACGCAUCUUCCGUCCUUGCAUUGACAGAGCAGGACCUGCAAGUCGAACCUCCCGCAGAAGACUUCCAGCCCAUCAUCCUGGAUGCGUUGGAGGUCCUGGUGCGUUCGCUGAUUACCCAGGCGUCGUCGGAGCUGCGGAAGAUCAAGCAGCGACAAGAAGACCUUCUCCACGCAAACGCACGGACAGACAGGUCGAGGAUGUUCCGUUCGUCGAUACAGCCUACGGCCGAGGCUGAGAAGCCUCCCCCACGCAACGAUAUGGCGAUGUUCUUCUCAUUCGUCGGAAUGCUCUAUGGGAUGCUUCCGGAGGAACGGGCAUUGCAUUUUUGGGGGGCUGGAACUGUGACUCCUGGUUUGCGGUCCUCGUACACCGAACAGCUGGAGCUUGCCUCGACAAAGCUGUAUGGUUUCCUACAAUGGUCUAUCUGGUCCACGCAAGCACGCGACGUCGACAUGUCGAUGGCGCUCUAUGACAUGCUCUCUGGUCUUGCAACGGGCCAGCAGUGCAGCGAGCUAGCAUACAACUACCUUGCGCGCGGCGGCGGAGAGGUGGUUCCUGGUGCCGCAUCGGCGUCUUCGGUAAACUACAACACUGGGCCUGCCGUCUCGUGGAGCUCGAUCUUUGCGUUGCUUGAAACAUGGGCAGCAGCCGGCGCACCUCCUCGCGCGAAUGGCGCCUCCGGUCAGUCCGUGGGCCCACAAGGUCAGGGUUUCACCGCGGGUCAAUCAUGGCAAGGCCAGCCACCACCACAGCGCCCACCGCAGCAGAUUCAGCUCUCUCAGCAGGAUGUUCUACUGGCGCAGGCCUUCCUCCGUCUACUCUCUGUGGUCGCUACCUGGUCCAUCCCCGCCAGGCUGACUAUAAGCGGUCAUGCGCGCUUCCGCGCUAUCCCUACGCUGGUCUCCCUGAUCCCGCUCGGCAUACCGCUCGAACUCAAAGGUGCCAUCUUUGAGACGCUCUCUGCCUUCUGUGCCCCGGGCGCCGGACCCCCUGGCGUGGAAGUAUGCAGGUCUGUGUGGUCACUCUUGGACCGGUUAGAGAUCAUCAACGUGCGACUUGUCCAAGGCGGAAACGCUCUCCCGGUGGGGCGAGGAGUCGAGCUGGAGCUGGAUGAGGUCGAAGCGGCAUAUAGGUUAUAUCCUUCCACCAUUCCUUUCCUCAAGCUCCUCAGCACGCUCAUUCACACACCGAAGCGGGUACCCCUUCGUGAACGCGUCGCCGGCCCAACACCCAUCGACACCAUCCCGGAGACCCUCGGUGCACCGCAUCGGACUCCUGGAAUCGGACCAUUCGUGUCGUUCGUUGUGGACAACGUCUUCGCGCGCAUACCAAUGCGGGAGUACCUCCGUCCUUCCGACAGAUGGCGGAUGAACGACCUGUGCCUCUGUUUCGUCGAGCGCUGCCUCGCCAGCUUCGAUCUGGAGUCCCUCGUUACCACCAUCGAGGAGUUACAGCCCACGCGAGAGGCUGUCAUCCAGCUCGCGAUCCACCCGGGCUUCGAGUUGAUGAAACGGUUACUCACUGCGUCGCCACUUCAGGCUGCCAUCCUGUCCUACCUUGUCCAAGGUUUGGAUGGUUUCGAGAAGGGUCUGGCCGCCGAAGAACCCUUCUAUCGGACCACGAUCAUCCGUGUCCUAAGAAUUGUUCAACGAGUCCUCGAGGCCCAGGACAUUUUCCUCGACGUCUUCCUACCCCUCCUUUCUGAGCUCAACGAGCCCUCUGUCACAGGCGAUGUCCCUUCCGGUUCCUACUUCAUCCGCCUCGACCAAGCCCUCUCAUUCGCUCCAGAAUAUGUCCCAGCAAUCGCCGCCUAUAUCUGCUUCCCCGCCUACCCCGAACUCAUGUUGCUUAGUGUCAAGAUACUUUCGAUGCUAGCCUCAUCCAUCGCUCUAUCGCAACUGGCGCUCAUCGUGGAUCGGAGCAGCGAGUCGAUCCGUAUUCUCGACGGCUACCUGCGCGCUCUGGACACGCACGUUGUGGAUGACGUCGAGGCCGCGGAGACGACGGCGGAACAAUGGACGGGAGCUGGAGCGCCUGACGUCGAAGGGCAGUCCAGCUUGCUUACCCAGGCUAUCCGCUUGGCGAUCCUGGAUAUGUUCAUCCAGAACACACAGAGCUGCCGCCCCUUCCCCAACGUCGCGCACUUCCUGCUGUUUGGUGGGGCGUCCACUGACAAGCAGAUCCAAGACCCUCAUGCCCUCGGUGCCCGGAGGUCUUGCGUGCACUCCAUCCUUGAUCUCGUCAACUUCGGUGUUGCACGCUUGAAGGGAAAGGAGAGCCGCCGGCGCCAUGCUCUCGGAGAGCCGCUUUUCGUGUCCCUCCCCGCAUUUGCUGAACGCUGCUACCAUGUCAUAUUCCAGCUCUGCCAACACCCUCGCACGUCGGAGCCCACGAUGCGGUACCUCAGGACAAGGGAGGACUUCUUCGCCCGUCAUCUCGCAGCUAUCCCGUUCAAGGUACCUGUCGCCGAGCAACAACCAGCCAUCGAAGUCGUUUACGGAGAUGGAUCGCGCAUCACCACUACCGUGACAACCUUGUCUUCCUUCCUGAAGCUGCGCUCCUGGAUACUAGACCUCGUUGCGCUCGACUUGCACGUGCUCACGAACCGCGGCCACUACAAGAGCGUCUCGGAGCUGUUGGAGCUCAUGUUCGGCAACGAGGAAGACUAUCUCGAGGACGGAACGGAGAACUGGGAGACGGAGGUGUUCCGGCCUUUCCACGAGGUCGGCCAGUCCCACUUGAGGAUGAUCGAGCUCGUCCAGUCGCUCGACUUCGACUGGUCGGAUGGCCUACUCGUCACGCCUUCCGAGAUCAACUUCCUGGCCCAACUCAACCUGCAGUCCUGCGUCCGCGUAGAUGAGUCUGGCUGUGAAAUCGUGGAUCGCACCGCUCUCCUGUCACUGCUAACGCUAGCGAAGAGGACGCUUUACCUGCAAGGGCGUAUCACUACGAAAGCUCACGGUCAAGCCCUGGAAGCGGAGACUGCCUACAUCCUGGAGAGUUGCGCCAUCGAGAACCACAGGCGAAAGAUCCGCUACGCUGCUGCUACCGGGUAUGAGGCCUGGCGCAGGCUGCUGGACAUGGCGUUGAUGAAAUGCUUCGAUCGACUGCCAUUCGACCGCCGAGAAAACAUGCUCUUCGACCUCCUUCACGUCCUCCCGGACUCUCUCCACUCUGCCAACAUGCAGGAGUCUACUGCCGUGCUGCUCUCGGAGACAAUCCUAUCGACUAUCACGAAACUUCGCGAGGACAGGCGCCAUCAAGUCCUCCUACAGUCCGCUGGUGGUGAUGGAGACGCCGGUGCGCUGCCCGCAGAACGACUCAAUGUCCUUCUUCGCAGCAUACUGGAGUGUAUCAUCGACAACAAUCGCCUCGAGCUCGUACGAGGUAACUUGUACGCCGCGCUUGUCAACUACCUGCACCUGGUGCUCCACGACGAAGGGGUAGAGGGGCCAAACGAUGAGGCCUUCCCCAGUCUUACCUCAUCGCUGUCCGUCGCGGCUAGCCGUGAUGACCUUGUGUUCAGCGACAGCAUGUCUCUCGUGUCCGUAUCGAGCCAGCUUGGGCGACAACCAAGCCAGUCCGCGGGCCUCAUUGCCACCAGUAUCUCGAUCCUCAAGCCGGCCAUCGAGCGCUUGGUGGCCACCGUCUCACGGGAUGCCAUCGACGGCACAGAAGUAUGGAAGACCGUCGCGUUCAUGCUGCUAGACUCGCUCGUCCGGCUAUCACGGUGGGAGAAGCACUCCUCGCCGCUGGCUGCGCUCACGAGGCAAGGAUUCUUGGGAGGCUUCGUGCGGGGGCUCAAGGAGUCCGACUUGAUGCUGCAAACAGUCCUCAAACCCGAUCCAGAGGACCUCAACCCCCUAUAUGUGUAUGAGGCUAAGAUGUCGCUCUUGAUACGGAUGGCGCAGUCAAGGCAAGGCGCAGAGCGGCUCCUGGAGGCGCGCGCGCUUCCGAUCCUGGCGGAUUGUGAUUACCUCGAUGCAAGACCUGAAGCCGACCAAGCUUUCCUAGAUCGUGAUAGCUUCUUGCCUUCUGCGGUACAACGUUAUCACCAGCUCUUCAUGCCAGCAUUGCAACUCGUGAGUGGGAUGCUCAUCACGCUAGGCCCCAAGCACACUACCGCGGCGAACCACGCGUUGCAAUUCUUGACUGCACAUAGGGACACCGUCGUCAUCCUCCUCAAAAACGAAGUAGACGAGCUCUCAAUAUCUGUCAUGGAAGAGAUCCGUCUCCUUGUAUCACUCUGCAGCAAUGUGGUGCACCUCGUACCAAAGACUGAGCUGCUUUCAAACUCUGGCUUCGGGACGUUGCACGGCGCCAUAUCCGGUCUUGCAGCAAGAUGUCUAGGCGAUCCCCACUGGACUGAGAGCGUAAAACCCCAAACCGAUGCAGAGUUGGCCGACGCAAGUUCACCGUCACUGCAGUACGGCCCCGAGUCGAAGUUCCGCGUUCAAGUACAUCUGAAGGAUGAGUUGCUCAAGAACGUCGUCGUCACAUAUCUAGGUGUCGCGAGCGACUUCACCGAAGCCGACUUCACGCUCGUCAUCUCCCCUGCAAUCACGGCACCGAAACACGAGGAGCGUCCUACACGGUUUAUCGCAACGGUUCCCACAAUCGGCGACGCCAUCGAGGCGCUGGACGACCUGUGCGAGAAUCUGACUAACGCGCUCAAGCGUAUCGCAGACCUCUCGGCGGAGCUAGCAUCGCGGGAGCACAUCAGGGUGGACAAUAUCCAGGAGGUUGUGCAGAUUUCCGAUCCAGGCUUGCUCGAGAAUCUCGACAUUCGCCAAAAGCAGUCGCUGAUCAGUCGUGUGCUCUCGCGCUGGAGGUCUGAUGUCAAACGGCGUGCGCAGACCAUCCUCAACUCGCUCGAGAUGCUCCAGCUCUUGCUCUGGCGACACCUCGUGUUCUACUCCGAGGGCCGUCACAUCAAUAACCCGGACCUGAAGGGCUCGAUCGCGCACACGAUGCGCUUCGCGUCGUCGCCCGACAUCGACACACUCCACACAGAGGCGCAGCGCCGGCUCGCGCGCGUGUUGAAGGCGUUCGAGGCGUUGGACUUGACGGAGGAGACGAUGGGCACCGAGUGGCGCUCGUACGACAGUUACCGCACGAUCAUGGUGCGGCGGCUCGCAGACGCGGUGGGGCUCGAGGACGAAGUCGAGGCGCGGGAGGCGGACUAA